AUGUACUCGGCCCAGUCAGGCAAGUCUGGUCUCUACAUCCCCUUCCCCACGUCAAUCAUCAGCUAUCAUGACCAGAAAUCUUCACCAAGAUCCAUCAGGCUGCAGGUCAAGCCAGCGGCGGUCCGCCUUGCCGGCGCGCUGGCUGUCUCUGCCUUCACAGCUCACAAGCCCCCUGUAAUACAACCAAAUUCUGGACUUCCUCUCCUCUUCACCUCUGCUUCAGUCCUCAAGCGCAAUGCACUGACGGCACCCUUCGAACGCGCAUUUGAGAUCCAGAAGGCACUCAAAGCUAAUCCGUCUAAUCCUGAUGUGGCUCCCACCAAUUGGGACCCUAUGGCCCUCAAAUAUCGCCCAGAGGAAGAAAUCUAUGCGAAUAUUGACAUCGACGGUCAGUACGACUUUUCAAGAGGAUACUGA
Puccinia triticina is the source of this 417-nucleotide messenger RNA. RefSeq lists its product as uncharacterized. The record is from RefSeq and is a predicted model, not a curated record. Lineage: Eukaryota; Fungi; Basidiomycota; Pucciniomycetes; Pucciniales; Pucciniaceae. The transcript is spliced from 2 exons. Gene Ontology annotation, biological process: Arp2/3 complex-mediated actin nucleation. Gene Ontology annotation, cellular component: actin cytoskeleton; Arp2/3 protein complex. The coding region runs from base 1 to 417 and encodes 138 amino acids.